This is a messenger RNA of Danio aesculapii, 3660 nucleotides long. Its product is annotated as NLR family CARD domain-containing protein 3-like. The record is from RefSeq and is a predicted model, not a curated record. The transcript is spliced from 10 exons. Gene Ontology annotation, molecular function: protein binding. The coding region runs from base 1 to 3240 and encodes 1079 amino acids. Lineage: Eukaryota; Metazoa; Chordata; Actinopteri; Cypriniformes; Danionidae.
AUGAAAAUUCUGCAUAAAGAAAACAUUCAAUUCUUUGUAGAGGACUUUAAUGAGAACAAAAACAGCAUAAAAGAAGCAGUUCUUGAGCUCACACUCUACUUCCUGAGAGAAUUGAAGCAAAAUGAAGCUGCUGAUACUCUAGAAGAUGAGCUGUUCUUCAUUCACCAGCUAAAAUGUGGUCUAAAAAAUAAGUAUCAGUCUGUGUUUGAAGGAAUUGCACAACAUGGAGACUCCACACUCCUGAAGAACAUCUACACGGAUCUCUAUAUCACUCAGGGGGGCAGUGUACAGGUCAAUACUGAACAUGAGGUCAGACAGAUUGAAGUUGCUUCCAGACAUCAUGAAGCUCAAGAGAUACAGGUUGAAUGCAGACAUUUGUUUGAAGCAUCUGAACAAGACAAGCAGAUCAGAACUGUACUGACAAAAGGAGUCGCUGGCAUCGGGAAAUCAGUCUCUGUGCAAAAGUUUGUUCUGGAUUGGGCUGAAGGAAAAGAAAAUCAAGAGAUCAGCUUCAUAUUUCCUCUUCCAUUCAGAGAGAUGAACUUAAAGGAGAAAGAGAAACUCAGUUUGAUGGAGCUUAUAACUCAGUUUUUCCCAGAGACAAAAGGACUGAACCUUACAAGAAGGAAUCGAUUCAAAGUCCUGUUCAUCCUUGAUGGAUUGGAUGAAUGUCGUCUUCCUCUGAACUUUGCUGGUAAUGAGACGUGUCGUGAUGUUUCAUCACCAGUCUCACUGGAUGUUCUCCUGACGAACCUCAUCAAGGGAAAUCUGCUUCCUUCUGCUCUCAUCUGGAUCACCAGCAGACCAGCAGCUGCCAGUAAGAUUCCUCCUGACUGUAUCGACCGGCUGACAGAGAUACGAGGAUUCAAUGAUGAACAAAAGGAGGAGUACUUCAGAAAAAGACUCACAGAUGAGAAUCAGGCCAAAGAAAUCAUUGAUCAUGUUAAAAAAUCAAAGAGUCUCUUCAUCAUGUGCCACAUCCCAGUCUUCUGCUGGAUUUCAGCCACUGUUCUCCAGAACAUUUUACAGGAGAAGAGAAAUAAUGAUGUGAAAAACAAUCAGGCUGAUGACGCCUCCAAAACACUGCAGGAAUCAAACAUUGAAGACACUCCCAAGACUCUGACACAGAUGUACACACACUUUCUGCGCUUUCAGAUCCAGCAGAGCAGAAGAAAGUAUGAUGGAGAGUACACAGCAGAUGUUUCCUGGGAUAAAGACACCAUCUUUUCACUGGGGAAACUAGCAUUUCAUCAGCUGCUGAACAGCAACCUGAUCUUCUAUGACACAGACCUGGAAGCCUGUGGUAUUGACGUCUAUAAGGCCUCAGUUUACUCAGGCAUGUGUACCCAGAUCUUUAAGCAGGAAACAGGGAUCAUUCUUGGCACCAUGUACUGCUUUGUUCACUUGAGCAUUCAGGAGUUUAUUGCAGCCCUUUAUGCACAUCUGAUUCUAGACCUCAACAAGAUAAGUGUGUUUGAUAAAGACUCUAAAAACAGAAAUGAGUCCAUGAUUGAUUUGCUGAAGACUGCAGUGGACAAGGCACUCGAGAGUGACAAUGGAAACCUGGACCUUUUCCUUCGCUUUCUUCUCGGUCUCUCUCUCCAGUCCAAUCGACGACUCCUAAGAGGUCUGUUAGCACAGCAAGACCACAAUAACUGGAGCAAAUGGAAUAUAUUUCAGUUCCUCAGUACAACAGUAGAUAAGCAGCAAGACCACAAUGACCAGAGCAAAGAGGAAAUAGUUCAGUAUAUCAAGCAGAAGUUUGAAGCGAAUCUUUCUCCAGAGAGAUCCAUCAAUCUGUUCUACUGUCUGAAUGAACUGAACGACCAAACUCUGGUGAAAGAGAUUCAGACUCACCUUAGCAAAGGAAGUCUCUCAUCGGCUGACCUUUCACCUGCUCAGUGGUCUGCUCUGGCCUUUGUGUUGUUGACAUCAGAGGAGGAGAUGGAGGAGUUUGAGCUUCAGAAAUUCAAGAAAUCAGACGAGUGUCUCAUCAGACUAUUAGCAGUCAUCAAAACCUCCAAAAGAGCUUUGCUGAACAGCUGUGAAUUAACAGACAGAAGCUGUUCAGCUCUUGCUUCAGUUCUCAGAUCAGACUCCAGCAGUCUGAAGGAUCUUGACCUGAGCAAUAAUAAUCUGCAGGAUUCAGGAGUGAAGCUGCUCUCUGAUGGACUGAAGGACAGUAAACUGGAGAAACUCAAUCUUUCAGACUGCAGUAUCAGUGAAGAAGGUUAUAAAGCUCUGGCUUCAGCUCUGAGAUCAAACCCUUCACACCUGAUAGAGCUGGAUCUCAGAGGAAAUGAUCCUGGACAAUCAGGAGUGAAGGAGCUCACUGAGUUACUGCAGAAUCCACACUGUACACUGAAGACACUGAGGUGUUUUAGUCCUGCUGCUGAUGAAGUCUGUCAGUUUGUGUUUGGAAUGGAAGGUAAACACCUGUUACUCCUGAAAGAACUGAAUCUGUGUGAUCGUGAACUAGGAGACACACGAGUGAAUCAACUCUCUGCUCUACUGCAGGAUAAACACUGCACACUCAACACACUCAUCCUGUGUAAAUGCAGCAUUACAGAGGAACAGUGUGAGAUCCUGACUUCAGCUCUGAAAUCAAACCCAUCACACCUGAGAGAACUGGAGCUGAGUGGGAAUCAACUAGGAGACUCUGGAGUGCAAAACCUCAGUGAUUUACUGAUGAAGCCACAAUUCAAGCUGAAGAAACUACAUCUGUCUUAUUGCAGAUUUACAGAGGAACAGUGUGUGAUCCUGACUUCAGCUCUGAAAUCAAACCCAUCACACCUGAGAGAACUGAACUUCGGUCUGAAUAAACUAGGAGACUCUGGAGUGAAAAACCUCAGUGAUUUACUAAUGAAGCUACAAUUCAAGCUGGAGAAACUACAUCUGAAUAGAUGCAGUAUUACAGAGGAACAGUGUGAGAUCCUGACUUCAGCUCUGAAAUCAAACCCAUCACACCUGAGAGAACUGAGCCUCAGUGACAAUCAAAUAAGAAACACAGGAGUGAAUCUCUUAUGUGAGGUUCUGAAAGAUUCACACUGUAAACUGAAGACACUGAGAUUAAAUGAAUGUGGAAUCACAGAUGUUUCUUCUUUAACUCACUGUUUGACAAACACAAAAGCUCUGCAGAUUCUAAAAGAGCUUUAUCUGAGAGACAAUCCCAUUGGAGACUCAAAGCAGAAGCUCAUUGAUGUGAUACGAGAGUCAAAGUGUAAACUGAUACUUGAAUAGCUUCUCCAUCGUCAGUGAAGAAUCCCUCUCUCAGUCUCAGCUUUUGAUGGCAGGAUCUAGAGUUUCAGAACAGAGGUAAUGUAUUGUAAAGCUGCUGUGGAGAUGUCUGGACCCAGAGCUGCUCCAGGGACUUUUCUGGAAAUGAACAUUUGAACUCUGUAACACUACGUUGACACAGUGAGAUUGAAUAGAGCUCUCUUUACAUUUUGAACUCAACACAAAUAUACAUCACUGGACUGUGUUACUAAACAUGUUUCAUAUAAUUUGAUAUAUAACUUGUUUUAAGUUUUGUUUUAUAGUGUUUUUCACAAUAAUUAUUGUUCCAAAACAUUUUUGCAAUAGGUGAGUGUUAUUACAGUCAUAAACAAAAACAGAAAAAUGUAAAGUGUCGUGAAUAGGUGCAGAUGAGCUAUUUUCAAA